GAUCGUUUUAGCGGCGCAUGAUUGUCUCAUUUUACUCUGUUAUAUACAUCGGACUAUAGAGAAAUGCUUACUAAAAUGUAGCUUAACACACACUUUUUAUUACGAACUGCUGUAGGUUCGGGGUGCAAUUAUUCUAUUUUAUAUUAUGACGAUUUUCUUCAGUAAAGCUUGACUUGAGACUGCAUGCUUUCAAAUUAAUACAAGAGAGUUCAAAAUGCUAUAGCGAGAGCGUGUCUUAGAUGACAAGGUUGUGAUAAGAUAUGAUACCAAAGGAACCAUGUACAUAAGUGACGGGGACUCUGACGAGGUGAAUAACUUGGUGAGGCAGCGUUGAAGAGGGCCGCAGAACAUAAGGGAGGCGGGUAUGUCUCUGGAGGCCCCGCGUCUGCCUCUCCAUCUCGCCGCCAAACGCGACAGCUCCAGGCUCCUGCAACAGCUCCUCCAGAAAGGUCACGACAUCAACGCUCGUGACAGCGACGGUAACACGGCACUACACGUCGCUGCGGCGUUCGGGGCCACGGCCGCCGUGCGCGUGUUGCUGCAGCACUUCGCUGACCCCGCGCCCGACACACGCAGUCGCCAGUACGCCAAUGGAAUAUCUAACCAUGAGAGCGCCCGAGCCGAAGGAAAGGUCGCCAGGCUACUGAGGCAGGGCGCCGGGGCCCUAGGACAGGGCGCUGGGGCCCUAGGGCAGGGCGCCGGGGCCCUAGGAGAGGGCGCUGGGGCUCACGAGGAGGGCCCCGGUGCAGAUGAAGUGGGCCCCCCAGCAGAAGGUAUUGAGGCUCGUAACGACGCAGGAUGGACAGCGGCCAUGCAGGCGGCGCGUCACGGUCGUGUAGAGACGCUGCAGCUGCUGCUGGAUGCUGGUGCUGACGUCAGGACCUUCAACUCCAUGGGUAUGAACGCGCUGGCACUAGCGGCGGCGAGCGGGAGCCUCGCUUGUGUGAGGGCGCUGCUGCUUGCCGGCGCUACAUCUGAGGGCCAGAUGAGCGCAGUGCUGCUGGCGUCAUACUGCGACCACCCUGAGGUGCUGCGUGUGCUGCUGGACCGCGGCGCGUCUGCUAAGACCGCCGCCAAAGACACAGUGCCUGUCAACUGUCAGCUUAAUGAUCCGGUGACGGCGUUGGCUGCCGUGUGUGCCGGCGACUAUGAAGCUCUGGAACGCAUCCUCGACGACGACCCUCAGCAAGCCAAGACCGUCACCAGCGGAGGUGUGACGGCGCUGAUGGCGGCGGCGGUGCUGGGGGACGAGAGCGCGGCGCGGCUGCUGCUGGAGCGCGGCGCUGACGCCUGCGCUGUCGAGGCCAUCAACGGCUGGUCGCCUCUCAUGCUGGCGCUCUACAACGGACAUGUACACUUGGCCCAGGUCCUGUUGAACCGCGGAGCUGACAUGGCCCACGUGACCCCCACGGGCCACACGGUGCUCGACUUCGCAGCCCUCAUCCAGUGUCAGGACAUCAUGAAGGCUUACAUCAAGGCCCAGCAUUUGGACGACGAUGCUGCAGAAGAUGAAGAAGGUCUUCAUCAGCUGUCGGGCAACCUCGGCUUCAAGAAGCUGAUGAACAGAGUUUCUGAUAAGAGGUCAGGGCAGAGCCGCUCUGUUUGCUCUGACGGCGUCUCACUUCUGAGCGCCGGCCAGACCAGCGCUCUGACCAGCGUCCUGACCAGCCUCUUGUGUGGCUGCUGGCUACAGAAGACGCGCCCUAGGAAGGAGCUGUGCAACCUGACGGAGUCUUGCGGCUCAUCGAUCAUCAAUGAAGCAUUGCCGCCAGCCCCUCCCCCCAUCGUGGGGGAACCCAUCCUCCCAUAUCUUCCCCAUCAUCCCCCGAAAAUGAAUCUGACGUGCAACUGCUACGAGGAGGACGACUCGCUGAUGUCGACCAUGAGCAUGAAGCCUCCAAUAGACGGCACUUUGGACAGUAACAAAUGGAAAAGUUCACUGCUGCCUCAGCACAAACAUCGUGACGUUGGCGUGAUUAAGCCACCGCCUCGAGUACCCAACGUAAAAGUACUGCUCAAGAGAAUAGAGCGGCAACGAGCGAGCGAGUCGGAGUCGUCGGCUGGCACGGCGUCCACAGGCACCACCGUACAAACGAAGCGCCUCAACAACAGACUCCAGCCAUCCAACAUGGUCCAGCCUCAGAGUAUGGCUGAGCUGCUAACCAUGAGCCUUGGGAGUCGCAAAGUCAGUGAGAUUCUGCAUAAACUUUCCUUGGACGACUACGCUGCAUUUUUCGAGGAACAGGACGUCGAUUUCGAAGCUUUCCUCGAACUGACGCCAGACGACAUCAGGGAGCUCGGCAUCAACGACCAGCGUUCUCGUAUUAAAAUCAUGAGGGCGAUACAGAGCCUGCGCAGAAAAGUAAACCAUCGAUAGACAAUUUCAGAAAUGAGGAUGUGAUCAAUGACUGAAAAUAUUUGGUGUAGCAGGUGAUGAAGGUUGACUUCAAUUAAUACUACAUGCAUCAAGCUUAUCAAUGGAUGACCACAUAAAAGAAUUCACUCGCUGGUGAGAGUGACUUACGCGAGUUCGCACAAAGCUCCACAAGUUUCUAAUUAGGCGUGCACACAGAACGGGCACAUGAAAGAAUAUGGCCGAUUAGUGAAGAAGGAUGAAUAUAUUAAGAAAUUUAUUUGAAAUUUUGUCGCGAUUCAAGUCUCGAUCUCUAGUCGUUCAUUGACUAGGAAAAUUGUUCGCAUGCCUUCAAAAACUGUACACUGAUGAUGUAAAUUGGGGCAAUGGAAUCUGCCACUUUUAAGAACACCGCACCGCUAAGAGCCGAGUCGUCAAGAUUUUAAUGCAAGAAAGUCGAUAUAGGCGAUGAAAGAGUGCAUGUUUUUUUUAAAAACUGGACUUCUGCUAACUAGAAGUCGGGCUGGCUGCCUCAGUAUUUUUGCAUGUUUAGUUUGCAUACUGUCACAAUAAAUGUUCAAAUUAACGAAUGUAAUAGGGAAAUGCUCAAACCUUCUACCGUAAUGUGAUAUUCAAGUGCCUUUGCAUUGUGUGUUGGCCGUUGCAUUUGUAGGGCCUGUGUAAAAAUUCUGACCUGUUGAUUUGGUGUUGAUGAAUUCAAUUGAUCGAAAUUUCGUUUUUACAUUCAGGAUUGUGAUUAUUUGUCCGAUGGACCUUGAGCUCGACAAAAUACUUUGAUAAUUAAAUAACCACUACCAUAAUAUUUUAACCAUGCCUGGUAUUUUUUAAGAAACAUUUUAUGUGUACCGGGAUACCCUGAUUUAAAUCAUAUUUUCUGAGAUAGUGAACACUUCGAAUUAAUAACGCAUGAUGGGAAGCAUAUGCAUCAAUAAUAAAUUUUGUACCAUGCUUACCGGUUAAUAAAGUUGGCGAAAUGGAACAGAACUGUAGCUACUCUAAGAAUGUGUAAUAUUUGCUGGCAAAUUAUACUUAUAGUGAUUGUUC
Hyalella azteca is the source of this 3418-nucleotide messenger RNA. Its product is annotated as ankyrin repeat and SAM domain-containing protein 6. Gene Ontology annotation, molecular function: protein binding. Lineage: Eukaryota; Metazoa; Arthropoda; Malacostraca; Amphipoda; Hyalellidae. Gene Ontology annotation, cellular component: cytoplasm. The record is from RefSeq and is a predicted model, not a curated record. The transcript has 16 exons. The coding region runs from base 365 to 2377 and encodes 670 amino acids.